Scylla paramamosain (green mud crab) is the source of this 3530-nucleotide messenger RNA. It is a transcript of the gene Herc4, whose product is annotated as probable E3 ubiquitin-protein ligase HERC4. Gene Ontology annotation, biological process: protein polyubiquitination. NCBI's taxonomy places the organism in Eukaryota, Metazoa, Arthropoda, Malacostraca, Decapoda, Portunidae. Gene Ontology annotation, molecular function: ubiquitin protein ligase activity. The record is from RefSeq and is a predicted model, not a curated record.
UUAAAUUUAAAACCCCGAGGAGACCACAGAAUCAGUGUUCGUCGUUCAUUGGCAGGGGGAGGACGUGCGGCUCUCCUCUCCUAGCUCUUCCUCAAAUUUCCCGUUUAAGGGCCCCGUCACCCUGCCACAAUGUACUGCUGGGGGUCAACAGUGAAUGGGGAGCUUGGGGUCGGGGCGCCUGAGGUGGAGCAGCUGGCCUUACCAACCUUCAUGGACUUCUCUGAGUCAUGGCGGGUCAAGCAAGUUGCAUCAGGACUCACCCACUCGCUCUUUCUUACGGAGGACGGGGCGGUCUACAGCUGUGGCAACAAUGAGGUCGGCCAGCUGGGUCAUGGCAAGAUUACGAGGCGACCAGAAUUAAUUGAUGAGCUACAGAACUACAGCAUUGUUCAGGUGGCAGCUGGAGACCAGCACUCUCUUGCUCUCACCUCCUGGGGCCUGAUCUACGCAUGGGGUGACAAUGGGUACGGUCAGCUUGGCGUCAACUCCUGCGACAGUCACGCGGCCACACCCAAGCUUGUCAAGAGUCUGGCCAGGAAGGUGACAGUGCAGCUGGCCUGUGGCGCCAACCACACCCUUGCCUUGACUGCUGACGGUGAAUUAUACACUUGGGGACAAAAUACUUUCGGCCAGUUGGGACUUAGACACCGACAGGGACCCCAGAAGGACCCUGCCCUGGUGACCUCCUUGGCUGGUACCCCCUUAGUCCUGCUGGCUGCUGCGGGUCACCACUCUGCUGCUGUGACCCAGGCCGGCUACCUGCUGUUGUGGGGGUCAAACAAGCAGGGUCAACUGGGCUAUACUCCCAAGGGUGAUCCUCUUGUUAGUGACACCCCAGCGUUGGUGCCGAAUCUGGCGUCUUAUUCUGAACCAAUUCGGUAUGUGGCACUUGGGGAGAGCCACACAGCGGCACUCGACUCUUUAGGGAAGCUGUGGACCUUUGGGUAUGGACGCUAUGGGCAGCUUGGUCACGGCACGACAGAUAACUGCCCCAUUCCUCGCACCGUGCUUGACCUGUGUGGCUCAAAGGUCGGCCAGGUCGCCUGCGGGAGAGGUCAUACCCUGGUCUACAUCCCCUCGCAGGGCCACGUGUAUGCAUUUGGCCAGGGUCUCUCAGGGCAGCUGGGCACCAAGACGCCACACAGCAGGGAAUUACCUCAAGUGGUAGUGGGCCCAUGGCUGUCCCCAGGGGGUGCCAGCCUGCUAGACUACGCAGAGGAGGACAAGCCCCAGUGUGUAUUUAAGGCAGAUCUUCGCAGGGGGGACGUCAGCAUGGCCACCGUCAGCAGGGAGAGUGGGGGUGCUGAGGACUUUUGCAGCCCUCCCCUACCCCGACCAAAUGCCCCUCUCACAAUUCAAGAACAUAUGAUUAAGAAACUUCUGUCAAUCGAGGAAGAAGACAUGAUUGAUGACGAUCUGUUUACGUACGCGGAGACAGUGUUUGCCUCAGUGUGCGCUUGGAACAGCUCCUUCACGCUUGCUGGUUCGCACAAGCACACACACGGGCUGGACUACCGUUUGGCUGAGGACUGUGUGGCUCAGAUUGGCCGGAUUGCAAGGGAGACCAUUCAGGAAGUGAUUCGUACUGGCAUUCAAAACGUGGCCAAGAGUCUUCCUUCGCAUCCCCCAGCCAGGACGCCUUACGCUGUUACAUCCUUCUUCCCCUGUACAAGGACUUCACUGACCCCAAACAAAUGGCCAAACUCCAAACGCCGUAUGCUGGGAGUGUUGAAGCUUGGCAAGGAGAUGGCGGAGGUGUUCAAAUCCUGGCUUGCCUCUCUUCCAAGGGACUUUACACUAAGGCUGGUUACUGUGUACAAGAGUGUGGUGGUGCAGAUCCUGAAUUCAGCUCACCAAUCUAGCUCUGAGAGAGACCGGCGUGCCCUCGUGUCUUCCCUGCGGCUGUUGUCCCUGGUCCACGGUCUGAACUUCCAAGCCGGCUGCCGAGUGGGGCGGUUGAACUACGACGACUUUUACAUCCCAGAAAUUGCAGAGAAAAUUGAUAUUAGGAAUGAUUACUUGAACUGGAUGAACAGCAGGCUUCACCCAAUGUCCAGGAGGGAGAGUCCAAUCCUGUUCUGUGAGUAUCCAUUCUUGUUCGACCCUCAGGCCAAGACGCUGCUGCUCAGGUGUGAUGCCACUCGGCAGAUGCAAGGAGCGAUCCAGGAAGCCGUUUUAAACAGUAACCCCAUGCUGUGGCUCUUUGACCCUGCCCAAGUGCAGUUUCUAAACGUACACAUUCGACGCACACACAUUGUGGAGGACACUAUCAGUCAACUGCUGCACCACGAGGUCACCGAUUACAAACGGCCAUUGAAGGUCCACUUCAUCGGGGAGGAGGCGGAGGAUGCAGGUGGGGUACGGAAGGAAUUUUUCUUGCUCCUCCUAAGAGAUAUUUUGAAUCCAGACUAUGGUAUGUUUACUGAAUUCCCCGACACAAGAAGGAUUUGGUUCAAGGAGGGAGCUCUGGAGGCGGCUGCUACCUAUGUGUUGAUUGGCAUUGUGUGUGGACUGGCAAUCUACAACUUUACCAUCAUCAACCUGCCCUUCCCAAUUGCACUGUACAAGAAGUUACUGGGAGAGACUGUAGGCUUGGAUGACCUUGCCGACCUUGACCCGCAGCUGACCAGGUCACUGCGAGAUCUGCUGGAGUACGAGGGAGGUGACGAGGAGGAAGUUUACGGCCUCAACUUCACUGUGACCCAGGAUUACUUUGGGGAGUGCAAGAGUGUCCCCCUGAAGGCUGGAGGGGAGGAGAUGUCAGUCACACAGCAGAACAAGCAGGAAUAUGUGGAGCUGCUGGUGGAAUACAGGCUGAACAAGAGCAUCGACAAGCAGUACAAGGCCUUCCAUGACGGCUUCUACAGGGUGUGUGGUGGCAUUGUGCUCAAGCUCUUCCAGCCUAUGGAGUUAAUGGAUUUGGUUACUGGCAAUGAAAAUUAUUCCUGGAGUGAGCUGGAGAAGAACACUGAAUAUAAGGGCGAAUACUUCCCAGACCACCCAGUCAUACGCACGUUCUGGGAAGUAUUUCACGAACUCUCCCUGGAGCAGAAGAAGUUGUUUUUGAAGUUCCUGACGGGCACUGACAGGGUUCCUAUUCUGGGCAUGAAGGCACUCAAGUUGAUAAUCCAAAGCACAGCAGACGACAGCUUCCUUCCGGUCGCACACACCUGCAUCGCCCAACUCGACCUGCCAAAAUACAACACCAAAGAGAAGCUGAAAUACAAACUUCUACAGGCCAUACAGCAGAGUGAAGGGUUCGGCCUGGUGUGAGGGUGUCAGGGGGUGUUGACGGGGUGUGAGGGGGUGUUGAAGGGUGUGAGGGGGUCAGGGGAGGCUGUGAGUUGGAUAAGAGUGACCUUGUGUGUGUGUGUGUGUGUGUGUGUGUGUGUGUGUGUUUGGUUUGGUGUCUAUUUAAGUAGAUCUUGUGUGUGUGAGAGAGAGAGAGAGAGAGAGAGAGAGAGAGAGAGAGAGAGAGAGAGAGAGAGAGAGAGAGAGAGAGAGAGAGAGAGAGAGAGAGAGAGAGAGAG